Messenger RNA from Cololabis saira (Pacific saury), 2822 nucleotides. RefSeq names its product protein phosphatase 2, regulatory subunit B'', beta (gene ppp2r3b). The coding region runs from base 694 to 2232 and encodes 512 amino acids. The record is from RefSeq and is a predicted model, not a curated record. Gene Ontology annotation, molecular function: protein phosphatase regulator activity; calcium ion binding. Gene Ontology annotation, biological process: protein dephosphorylation. The transcript has 13 exons. Gene Ontology annotation, cellular component: protein phosphatase type 2A complex. Lineage: Eukaryota; Metazoa; Chordata; Actinopteri; Beloniformes; Belonidae.
CCCCCCCGUCCCCCUCGGAGGGAGAGAGCUGAGAUUGUGACCAGACCGGGGGGGGAGUGGAGGGAGAGACGAGGGAGAGACGCAGCAGCAGCUGCUGCUGAGGCGCUAAGAGGCUCCGGCAGAGGACCGUCAACCACCCAGAGGACGACCGUAGAGGACCCGGGACGACCGUAGAGGACCCGGGACGACCGUAGAGGACCCGGGACGACCGUAGAGGACCCGGGACGACCGUAGAGGACCCGGGACGACCGUAGAGGACCCGGGACGACCGUAGAGGACCCGGGACGACCGUAGAGGACCCGGGACGACCGUAGAGGACCCGGGACGACCGUAGAGGACCCGGGACGACCGUAGAGGACCCGGGACGACCGUAGAGGACCCGGGACGACCGUAGAGGACCCGGGACGACCGUAGAGGACCCGGGACGACCGUAGAGGACCCAGGACGACCGUAGAGGACCCAGGACGACCGUAGAGGACCCAGGACGACCGUAGAGGACCCAGGACGACCGUAGAGGACCCAGGACGACCGUACAGGACCCAGGACCGCCGUAGAGGACCCAGGACACCUCACUUCCAGGGUUAGGGUUAGAGGACGACCGUAGAAGACCCCCGGUGAGGAGGACCCCCCCGGUGAGGAGGACCCCCCUGGUGGACCAAGCUCCUCUCCGAGCCCCCGUCCCCCCGGACCAGCAUGAGGAUGAGGGAGCUGUCCCUCCGCCAGGACCCGGACCUGAGGAAGGAGCUGGCCCUGCUGGCCCGGGGCUGCGACUUCGUCCUGCCGUCCCGCUUCAAGAAGAGGCUGAGAGCAUUCCAGCUAGGACAGGCCGAGGUGAGGACGGAGGUGCCGGUUGCCGUGCCGACGCCGCUGAGCCAGAGCGUCCCCCGGUUCUACUUCCCUCAGGGACGACCGCGGGACGUCCCCAGCGUGGACGUCCUCAUCUCCAGGGUGGAGGACGCCUUCGCCCGGUUCCCCGGGGAACGGGCGUCGGCCGGGGACAUGCCGGCCGUCGCCAAGGCCUGCGGCGUCCCCCUCUACUGGAAGCUUCCUUUGUUCAGCUCGGCUGGAGGAGACAGGACGGGCUUCGUGUCGGUCCACAAGUUCGUGGCCAUGUGGAGGAAAACUCUGCUGACGUGUCACGACGAGGCGUCCAAGUUCAUCCACCUGCUGGCCAAACCCGGCUGUAAUUACCUGGAACAAGACGACUUCAUCCCCUUCCUGCAGGAUGUGGUGAAUUCCCACGCAGGCCUGGCGUUCCUGAAGGACGCGCCGGACUUCCACUCCAGAUACAUCACCACGGUGAUCCAGAGGAUUUUCUACAACGUGAACCGGUCCUGGACCGGGAGGAUCAGCUGCUCGGAGCUCCGGAGGAGCCACUUCCUGCAGGACGUGUCCCUGCUUGAGACGGAGGACGACGUGAACCAGCUGACCGACUUCUUCUCCUACGAACAUUUCUACGUGAUUUACUGCAAGUUCUGGGAACUGGACACGGAUCACGACCUGUACGUGGACCGGGAGGACCUGGCCCGGCACAACGACCAAGCCGUCUCCCAGAGGAUGAUUGACAGGAUCUUCUCAGGAACCGUGACCAGGGACCGGCGGGUCAGAAAGUCGGGCCGGCUGAGCUACGCAGACUUCGUCUGGUUCCUCAUCUCCGAGGAGGACAAGAGGACGGACACCAGUAUAGAGUACUGGUUCCGCUGCAUGGACCUGGACGGGGACGGGGUUCUGUCCAUGUACGAGCUGGAGUUUUUCUACGAGGAGCAGAUUCAGAAACUGGACAGUCUGGCCAUCGAACCGCUGCCGUUCCAGGACUGUGUGUGUCUGAUGCUGGACGCCGUUAACCCGGAGGUCAAAGGUCAGAUUUCUCUGCGGGACCUGAAACGGUGUAAACUCUCCCACGUUUUCUUCGACACUUUCUUCAACAUCGAGAAGUAUCUGGACCGAGAGCAGAGAGACCCGUUCUCCGUCAGACGGGAUCCAGACUCAGACGGUCCUGAACUCUCAGACUGGGAGAGAUUUGCAGCAGAGGAGUACGACCUGCUGGUGGCCGAGGAGGCGGCUAGCAACCCCUGCACCGACAUGUUGGAUCGGCCUCUCAGCCCGUUGGAGCAGCUCGUCUCCUCCUCCGACCCGGUUCUGGUGAAGAGACAGUUCUUUGAGGUUCCCAGUCCGGACCUGGACCUGGAUCUGGAUCAGUACCAGUACCAGGACGAGGGCGACUUUGAAUAAAGUCCAGACCCAGACCCGGGUCUGGGUCUGGACCCGGGUCUGAAGACUGUGUCAUGUCCGGCUCAGCGAGGCUGAUUCUCCCACAAACCCCGAACAAACAAGUUCCAACGAGGAGAUUCCAGUCUCCGUCUUGUACGUCAGGACCGGAUCACCGGACCAGGACCGGGUCACCAGGACUGAACCAGAAUCUUCCAGAAUCCAGAAGCUGCAGUGGUUCUGCUGCCCCAGCGUGACCUCUGACCCCGGCUCUAGCACGGAGCUAACACGGACAGUAAAGGUUCCUCCUCGGUGCAGAAUCAUAGUCCAGACUGUCGGUGCAGAACCGGACCGGAUCAAACUACUGGCUCGUGUUACAUUCCACUGAUCGAUUCCUUUGAUUAUGUAAAAACAGCCAGUUUAACACACACACACACACACACACACACACACACACACACACACACCUGUGUUCUUCAUGUAUAUUUGCGGUGGAUCUAAAUCUAAAUUAUUAGGAUGAAUUAAUUAAUCUUGUACAUAUUUAUCUUGUUGUGUAAACGACUUUUCUAUGUUUGAAAGUUUCAUGUAACAGAGUAAAAGUUUGGGUUUUUCUC